UUGUCCAAGCAGAACAGCAUGAAGGAAGUGCUGGAUACAAUCCGCCGUGGGGUCUCCCUGAGACCAGUGUCCAUGUCCAGAGAAGGCAGGAUGUCCCGAGUGGAAGAGGCUGCAUCUUCAGAAUAUGAGCAGGAGCCCGUGACCAAGAAAGGGAGCAAAAGCUGCUCUGAAACAGAUGGCCCUCUGGAUUCCUCAGGCAACAUGCCCACUUCAAGCCAGACUCUUCAACCCCUUGGGAGCCUCAUCAUAGUCCCUAGCAGUGGGACUUGUAGUAGUGCCUGUGCUUCCCAGGCUUACAGAGAGGAGAACUGCCCACAGAGGGAACAGGAAGAUCCCGGCAGAAGCUCUGAAGAUGACAGAAGGAGCACUACUAGUCCCCUUCCAGCAAUCACCCUACUAGAGGAAGGGGACAACCUUGAGGAGAUCCCUUGUGGCUCUCUAACUAGCCUGGAGUUGGGUGCUACUGCUCAAAUCCCACAGGACUCUGAAGCAACUGACUGCAGCGGGUCUCCAAGUAGCAAGAACCUACUGUCUGUGGGUAAAGAGAACACUGAAGAUGAAGGGGAGGCAGAAACUGUAGCAGCAGGUGAGAUGUGUGAGGGGGAGCUGAGUGCAGGCCCAGCAAGUGAGGUGGCCGAGCCUCUUGGCCUUGGUGACCAGGGUUCUGGGGAGACAAAUCACUACUCAGAGUGUGGUGCUCUGAAGUCUGACCUUGCCAGCUGCAAACAUCUGUCUUUAGCACCCCUUGAUGCCUCUUGCCCAUCAGAAACCAGCCCUUCUGUGGAAGAUCUGCUUGUCAGGGGCAAAGGUCAGAACAUAAACACCAUAGUUGCCUCCUGCAUGGAUGAUGCCAUGAUUUUGAAAUCAAAUGCCAGCCAAGCUGUCUCUGCUGAGCCAACUACUAGAGACCUGGGUCUUCCAGGCACCACAGAGAAGCAGCCACCUCUGUGCCCUGUUGCCACUGAGGUAGAACCAGAGAUGGUUCUAGAGGGUGGAGACCUCAGUGAGGGAGAGAAGAUGCCUCCAGCUAGUUUCAUUGAGCCUCUGGUGAGGAGCUUGCUUGAGGGGGCAGAGAUGAAGCUGGAGGGAGGAGUUGGGGCCAAUUUGGCCAGGGACCAAAGCAGCCCCCUAAAGGAUAGCCCAGCUAUUGCUACAGCUUCUCUCCCACUGCCAGGAGCAAUAGAGGCUCCAGUGCCUGCUGGGUUUGAGGAGGUGCCCUCAAUGGCUCUGCCAGACCUGUUCAUGGAGGGUGGCCCCACAGACUCCAAGGAGACCAACCCUGUGCUCUUGGACCCUUUUUGUAUGACUGCAAUAAAAGUGCACCAAGAGCAACUCCAACAAGCAGCAACUCAGGCUGGUUCUGAGACCUACUAGGUUAUGUGAGGGCAGGGUGUUAGCUGUCUAGUACAAACACCAAGCAAGAAGUGGUACACAACUUGAUAAGGACCUGACUAACGGAUGUUCAAUCUUGUUCUCUGUAGUAUUUACUUGGCUUUUUCUACUAAAUAUUUAGACUUAGAUUUUAACAAACUUAAAAAAAAACUAAUAAGGACAUGAUCAGAAAUGCGUGCAAUAGUGGGGGAGCCCUUUGCCUGCUUGCUGGACACUUACAGGUGGAUAUAAAUGAAUGGGCACAGUGUGUACUCUGGGGAAGAAGGGAUUCACUGACACUGGUCUCAACACUCUUAGCCUGUAUGGCAUCAGCUGAGGCACUAAUUGGUCAAAGGCCACUUACUGCAGCUUUCUGAGGUUCCUCAGGCCUUGCCUGGGGUGAAUGAAGUUGGGGGGCUAGUGGACUCAGUCCUUCUUGCCUGUUUUUUAAUUCUGUAACUUCUAGUUUUUAUGAAAU
Trachemys scripta elegans is the source of this 1849-nucleotide messenger RNA. RefSeq lists its product as uncharacterized. NCBI's taxonomy places the organism in Eukaryota, Metazoa, Chordata, Testudines, Emydidae. The coding region runs from base 19 to 1374 and encodes 451 amino acids. The transcript is spliced from 4 exons. The record is from RefSeq and is a predicted model, not a curated record.